Molecule: messenger RNA, 1263 nt
Organism: Lepisosteus oculatus (spotted gar)
Lineage: Eukaryota; Metazoa; Chordata; Actinopteri; Semionotiformes; Lepisosteidae
Gene: micos13
Product: mitochondrial contact site and cristae organizing system subunit 13
Biological process (GO): cristae formation
Cellular component (GO): MICOS complex; mitochondrial crista junction
Source: RefSeq, a predicted model, not a curated record
AAAACUUUAUUGAGAUAUACGGCAAACACACAUUGGUACAGCCUUCUCGAUGUCCUUGUAAAUGCGAAUGCAGACUACGGUUUUUAAAACACCUGGGCUGCAAAUAUAUUCGUUUAUUUAACAAUCCGUUUCUGCUCGGUCAUUGUUACGUUUGUUUCUACUUCGUUUUUGGCUCAUGGCUCACAGGAUUUUCCCAUUAAUAAAGCUGGUCACCAAGGUGGGUGUGGCCGGCGGGGCAGUGUACGUGGCCUAUGACCAGAGGUUGCUGGGGGACAGUGUCCAGGGCUCAGAGGUGCUGACCAAGGCCAAAGCUGCAAUCCCCCCUGCUGUGGACGAGUGGAUGAAGUACUUCGGAUGGGAGCUUCCUUCUCCUCCCAAAAUAGAGUUUUCCGCUUUGGAAACGUGGAAUACCGGCGUUCAGAAGCUGACGCAGACCCUCUCCGUCGCCCCCACGCGAGCGUGCGAGUACACCAGCCAAGGCUGGCAGUACAUGAAGGGCCUGGCCAAGUGAGGAGGGGUGCCCUGGGCAUGCCCGCCAGCUCCUGCCCACCCCCCCUCCCACGCCAACCCAGACACCUCCACUCCUGCAUCGAGCAACACCUCCAGCCUCGUCCACAGGCCCCUCAGUCCUGAGGGCUUCGUUACUCUGAACCCACGUAACAAUUGUGAUCUGCAUAUCUUGAGGAUCAGAGCUCGAAUAAGUUCUUUUUUUUGUGCUCUGGCUCUCAGAAACCCUAAAAACAACCAACCUUCAGAUCUGCACACGUUGACACUGAACAGCAGAAGGUUUUUUCCCCUGUCUGACCAUAAUUUAACCUGUCGUUUAUUUAGCCUUUGGCAGAAGACGAGCCUCUGUUAUUUAUAAAAAUAAACCUGGGAAGUCGUCUGGAAAUCGUAUACAGCAGGCACAUUCAUAUUACCCUGAUCUGCAACAUCACUUAUGUAAUAUAAUUGAGUUCAACAGGGGUUGCAGUUCCUAGAGCCACCUCUAGGAGGUGUCCUUUCCCCAUCGGUAGUGUCAGAGUGAGUGCCUGCAGGAGGAAUCAGAUCUGUUUUGGCUGAAGCAAAGUCUGAGACGUUAUGCUGCACUGGACCCGAGAGUUACAUUCUUCACCGCCUUUACUUGUAUGUUACCAUGUUUUAUACCGAACUGAAGUCUGUAAUAAUCUGUAAAUAAUGAUAAUGUACCACCUUCAGAGUUACAAAGGACAAAAAUAAAAGCCCUUCAGUAUCUUUUACAAGGCAAAAGGGUUUCUUGCAGUG